AUCUGCCGAAAGAGGACCAUAUAAUACGGCUAGAGGAACUCAUAGUCUACAUCCUACGCUUGUUCCGAAAAAAACGGAGUCCGCUAGGCCCGCAAAACCGAUCACCAUGGGUAAACUCACUCGUCAACAACUCGAAGGUCUCAAUCUCUACAAGUAUUCUGGGGUAGACAAGUCCCUCUUGUCCAAGACGAUCCUGACACCGUAUUGGAAUCACCUGGUGACCUACUUCCCGAAAACAAUUGCACCGAACACCAUCACCUCGAUCGGUCUAGGAUUCGUAGCCGUGAACAUAGCCACACUCUUGUUCUUCGACCCGAAAUACGAGGGGAAAGAAUUACCUUCAUGGGUCUAUCUAUCAUGGGGUAUCGGUCUAUUCUUGUACCAAUCCAUGGACGCUAUCGAUGGGAAGCAAGCGAGGAGGACGGGUAUGGCUGGGCCUUUGGGGGAGAUGUUCGAUCAUGGGAUUGACGCGAUCAACACCAGUCUCGAGGUCAUCCUCUGUAUGGCGGCUUUCGGGCAGACCAGGACGUGGUGGACCGUCGUCUGUCAGGCUUCUAGUCUGGCGACUUUCUACCUCUCUACCUGGGAAGAAUACCACACCGGCACCCUCUACCUCUCGGCCUUUUCCGGGCCGGUUGAGGGUAUCCUCCUGAUCUGCGGAAUGUACUUUAUUACCGCCGCCAAGACGCCCGCUUUCUGGCAGACUCCGGUCAUCGACUUUUUGCCCAUCCUCGCGCACAAGUUCCAAUCCUUGGUUGGGAUGGGCAUCGGACAUGGGGUGGAGGACGUCGUAGAGAAGUUGCAUGGUGGUCUGAGUCAGUUGAAAUGGUUGAAGGGGGUUAGCGUCGUAGAAAGUUUCCUCUACUUUGGGGCUUUGGGAUUGGCGGGUAACAUUGCCAAUGCCUACUACAACGUCAUCCAAGCUAGGAGAAAAGCCAACAAACCCGUCCUAGAACCUCUUCUGGGACUCUUGCCUUACUUCUUCCACACCGUCCUCUUGGUCGCCUGGUUGGCUGGACCCAAGGUGGAUAUCGUGCCCACGGAGAAGAUCUUGUGGUUUACCGUCUACUGGGCUGCUACGUUCUCGUACCAAGUCAGCCAUUUGAUCUUGGCGCACGUGACCAAGAGCGCGUUCCCUUACUGGAACGGGAUGAUGAUCUGGACCUUUUUGGGUGCGGUGGACGCCAACUUGCCCAGAUUCGGAGUCGAGUCGUUCAUCCAGACGACCGAUGCGAGGACGUGGUAUUUCGUGGCGGGAUCCGCCUUGUUCGCCAUUGCCAACUAUGUCAGGUUUGCCAAGAGCACCAUCUGGCAGAUCACGGAAUACCUCGGUAUCGCUUGUUUCACCGUGCGACACAAGGAUCAGACGGGUCAUUGGGUGGAGAACGAGCAGGCGCUGGAGGAGAGGAGGAAGCGGCAAUAGAAUGGCGUCGGAAUCGACAUUCGAGGAAGAACGCCUUGUAUAGACCGUCUAGACAUGAAGUAGGAGGGUGCGGGAUGUGGACUGUAGAUGCGUUCGGGUACAGAUACACAGAAGCAUAAGAGAUAAAAUCCGAAGAUACUCAUACAUGCCAUGCAAACGAGCCGGAUCGCAAACAUUUCGCAUCUGUUGGACAAAACACUGGAGAUCUAUUGAGCGCAGAUCCGCAUUUAUGCAGGAGUCUCCUUA
Messenger RNA from Filobasidium floriforme, 1669 nucleotides. RefSeq lists its product as uncharacterized. The transcript has 11 exons. Gene Ontology annotation, molecular function: phosphotransferase activity, for other substituted phosphate groups. NCBI's taxonomy places the organism in Eukaryota, Fungi, Basidiomycota, Tremellomycetes, Filobasidiales, Filobasidiaceae. Bases 107 to 1423 code for a protein of 438 amino acids. Gene Ontology annotation, cellular component: membrane. Gene Ontology annotation, biological process: phospholipid biosynthetic process. The record is from RefSeq and is a predicted model, not a curated record.